Molecule: messenger RNA, 2807 nt
Organism: Drosophila takahashii
Lineage: Eukaryota; Metazoa; Arthropoda; Insecta; Diptera; Drosophilidae
Gene: Parg
Product: Poly(ADP-ribose) glycohydrolase
Biological process (GO): nucleotide-sugar metabolic process; carbohydrate metabolic process; ATP generation from poly-ADP-D-ribose
Cellular component (GO): cytoplasm; nucleus
Molecular function (GO): poly(ADP-ribose) glycohydrolase activity
Source: RefSeq, a predicted model, not a curated record
UCUUCUUCUCGCUGAGGAGGUUGCCACCGCUAGGCCAGCAAAGACACACACCCAAACAAAUGUUAUCGAUGUUUGGCCACCUCUAGUCGGAGGACCACCUGAUAUCGAUUAGCCUAUCAAAGUGGACCACCUGAUAUCGAAAUACGGACAACAUAAGAUAUUCCAGGAUAUUCCAGAGGAUCUACCAAUUUUCGGCUCAUUGCCGCGGAGCAAGUGCAUCGUCCGUCCUGACCAACCGGCUGGGCGCGACUGCUUGGUUAGGAUCCGCAUCCGCCGCAAUGUCGCAACAACAACAGCCGCCGGAUGGCGGGAUUUCCGAAAUGGAAACGGAGGAGGAGCAGCCGGCAACCGAAUCCUGGCGUGGCCUGCCCAUGGAGGCCAUACGUCGUCACCUCCGACCCUUCGAACUGGAAACGCUGCCGGCCGUCGCCGCUGGCAAUCUGCACCGGGUUAUGUACCAACUGCCCAUCCGGGAGACGCCACCGCGGCCGCACAAAUCGCCGGGCAAGUGGGACUCGGAGCAUGUGCGUCUGCCGUGCGCGCCAGAGUCGAAAUACCCGCGGGAGAAUCCCGAUGGCAGCACCACCAUCGAUUCGCGGUGGGGCAUGAUCGAGCGGGCUCUGCUGCAGCCCAUCGAAACGAGCGAGGAGCUGCAGGCGGCCAUUCUGUCGUAUAACACGACAUACCGCGACCAGUGGCACUUCCGGGCGCUCCAUCAGCUGCUCGACGAGGAGCUGGACGAGAGCGAGUCGCGGGUCUUCUUCGAGGACCUGCUGCCGCGCAUCAUUCGCCUGGCUUUGCGACUGCCGGACUUGAUCCAAGCGCCGGUGCCGCUGCUCAAGCAGCACAAGAACGCCUCGCUGAGCCUGAGUCAGCAGCAGAUCGCCUGCCUGCUGGCCAACGCCUUCCUCUGCACCUUCCCGCGGCGCAACACGCUGAAGAGGAAGUCCGAGUACAGCAGCUUUCCGGAUAUCAACUUUAACAGACUCUAUCAAUCCACGGGUCCCGCCGUGCUGGAGAAGCUCAAGUGCAUCAUGCACUACUUUCGGCGCGUGUGUCCCACGGAGCGCGGUGCCAGCAAUGUGCCCACCGGCGUGGUGACCUUCACGCGACGCAGCGGCCUGCCGGAACAUCAGGUCGACUGGGCGCAGAGUGCGGCGCCGCUGGGCGAUGUGCCGCUGCAUGUGGACGCCGAGGGAACGAUCGAGGACGAGGGCGUCGGCCUGCUGCAGGUGGACUUUGCCAACAAGUAUCUGGGCGGCGGUGUUCUGGGCCAUGGCUGCGUUCAGGAGGAGAUCCGCUUCGUCAUCUGUCCGGAGCUGCUCGUUGGCAAGCUGUUCACGGAGAGUCUGCGCCCGUUCGAGUCGCUGGUCAUGCUGGGCGCCGAGCGGUAUAGCAACUAUACGGGAUAUGCCGGCAGUUUCGAGUGGUCCGGCAACUGUGAGGAUUCCACACCGCGGGACAGCUCGCAUCGGCGGCAAACGGCCAUUGUGGCCAUCGAUGCCCUGCAUUUUGCCCAAUCGCAGCAUCAGUAUCGCGAGGAUCUUAUGGAGCGGGAGCUGAACAAGGCGUAUAUCGGAUUUGUCCACUGGAUGAUCACGCCGCCGCCGGGAGUGGCUACCGGGAAUUGGGGCUGCGGAGCCUUCGGCGGAGAUCCCUACCUCAAGGCCCUGCUGCAGCUGAUGGUCUGCGCUCAAUUGGGCAGACCUUUGGCCUACUAUACCUUCGGUAAUACCGAGUUCAGAGAUGAUUUCCAUGACAUGUGGCUGUUCUUUCGCAGCGAAGGCACUACGGUGCAGCAGCUUUGGAGGGUAUUAAGAUCCUUCAGUAGGCUGGUCAAAGAGAAGGGCUCCAAAAAUCUAAAUCUAUACGAAUUUAUUAGGGAGGAACUGAAGAAGAAGCUCAAAGAAGAGGCUCCAUCCGCAGAGGCGGGAACAUCUAAGGCGAGCGGCUCAGGAGAAGCGGAAGCAAAGCCCUCGAAAUCAGCGAAAACGUCGCCGGAAAUCACCAAAAAAAAAGACACCAUUACGCAGCAAAGUCCCGAUCUCUUUCCCGCGCAAUCAUCGCUGGAUAAUUCCGAUUCCUCGCCGGAACAGGCCAUUCUCAUGCUGUCCGAUGACGAGGAGGCCAAUGCCAUGAUGGAGGCCGCCAGUUUGGAGGCGAAAAACAGCGAGGAGCUCAGCAGCAGCAGCACCACGAAAACAGGAGGAUCCGGUGGCCGCCAGUUGACGCUGCUCGAGAUGCUCGACUCUCAUUACGAAAAGGGACAGGCCUCGAAGAGGCCAAGAAAAGCACCCGAGGGUCCAGCCAAAAGCCGGAAGGAGAACAAUGUGGAGGACAAGAAGGAUCAGGAUGACUAAGUGAUAUUGCCCUAGAGGAUUUGUACUGCCCUAAAAUAAAAAGUUCUAAACUAAGACGUUUUAAAGAAGGCUUAAAAUUUGAAUGUGCUUGGUUUACAAUGGAGUUUGCAUUUUAAACAUGCAGACAUUUUUUUUUGGAAACUUAAAUGCUCUUUGACACUUGGUAAAUUUGAAGCGUUGCUUACAGUCUUUUAAUUUUAAAAAUUGUUACAUUUUCUAUUAAAAAUUCUUAUGAAAACACAAUUUUUUUCUUAGGUUAAUAUUUAUAUAAAAAUAUUAAAUUAGUUGACUUUUAAAUAAAAAUUUUGAGAAAUAUUUAAAACUUUCCUGUACUCUAUCUCUGUUCAAUAAUGUUAAAGUUAUCAUUUUAUGAUAUUAAAAAAACUUUAAUUUACGUACAUAAAACAAGAUCUAUGUGUAUAGCAGGAGUUGUAUAACGUUGCAUUA